AUGGACGAUCGUGAUAUAGCAUCAACAUUACUUAAUGAUAAGAGUAGUCCAACAAACACGGAUUGUAAAAUAUGUAAUGUAGGAUACAGAAAAUAUAUCAAUAAUUAUAUAAAAUGGGAAUUAGUUCUAUUACUUGUUAACAUUUUAGUAUCUCUGAUAGUUAUAUUUAAAUAUGUGAAAGAUAAGCAAUUAGACCAUAUUCCUAAAACAUUGUUUAGAACCAAAAAAAGUAUAGGGCAUUUUACCCAAGGAAUAACAUUUGUUGUUUUGUUGGUCCCAUUUAAAUUUACACAGCAAAUUACCAAAUUUUUAGUUGAUAAAUUAGAAAAUAAAAACAUUUACAAGAAUAAUAAAAUUGAAAAAAAUAAUGAUGAAACCGAUAGAAAAGAAAUUGAUAUAGAAAAACCCAAAGGUGAAAUAACAAAAGUAUACUCACACAAAUUUGAAUUUAUGAUAAAAAUAAAUAAUACGCAGGUUGAGAAUCGUGUUGGGGACAAUUUGGGUAAUCAAAAUGACGAAAAUAUUUUAAGUGAAAAUAAAGUGGAAUUUAUCAAAACUAAAAAAAACCUUUAUGAUAUUAUUAAUAGUACAGAUAAUACGAAAGAAAAAUGUUCUGAAAGCGAAUUGCUUUUAAAGAGUCUAAUUUUCUCUUAUAAUACACCAAAAUAUAAAAAAAAUGAAAUAUAUUUUUUUUUUUUAUGUGGGAAGUUACUUUUAAUUAAGAAGUAUAAUAUGAUCUUUAUAUUAAAGUAUAUCAGUUGCUUUUUAUUGAUGAUUUCUUACCCUUUGUAUAAUUUAAUUAAGAGAAAAAUUAAUUAUCAUUUUUUUUAUUAUUCCUCUUAUUAUAUUAAUGCAUUUGAUUUUGCAUGUGGGGUUUUAUCGGGAACAUUAUUUGUUUUGAUAUAUGGAAUAAUAAAUUAUUUAAUUGACGUUAUGUAUACUAAUAGAAAAAAUGAUAAAUAUUGUUUUUGGGAUAAUUACUAUUUUUUAAAUGACAUAACAUGCAUAUGUGAUGAAAAUAUCCAAAAUAACAUAAAGCAUGAUCUAUAUUUAAAAAAAAUAGCAGAAACAUACUUUAAUGUAUAUUAUAAUUACAAAAGCCUUCUCUUUAUGGGAAUACUAAUAUUGUCCGCUGUAACUACCUUUUCAUUUUUCUUUACAUUAAGUUCUAUUUUAGCAUAUCAACAAGUUCAUAAUUGA
Molecule: messenger RNA, 1200 nt
Organism: Plasmodium berghei ANKA
Lineage: Eukaryota; Apicomplexa; Aconoidasida; Haemosporida; Plasmodiidae
Product: conserved Plasmodium protein, unknown function
Exons: 1
Coding region: 1-1200 (399 amino acids)
Source: RefSeq, a predicted model, not a curated record